Molecule: messenger RNA, 3329 nt
Organism: Plodia interpunctella (Indianmeal moth)
Lineage: Eukaryota; Metazoa; Arthropoda; Insecta; Lepidoptera; Pyralidae
Gene: cos
Product: costa
Exons: 6
Coding region: 256-3066 (936 amino acids)
Biological process (GO): microtubule-based movement
Cellular component (GO): microtubule; kinesin complex
Molecular function (GO): ATP hydrolysis activity; ATP binding; microtubule binding
Source: RefSeq, a predicted model, not a curated record
AUUGUUGUUGAAAUCACUAGUGUUGUCAUCCACAAUCCAAUCCCAUCCCCCUAUUUGCUUUUGCUUGGCAUUUGUGUCUAACAUUGGAGAUUGUUGUAAAUAAUAUUUGCUUUGUUGUUGUAUACGCUUUACAUAAAUGUAUUUAAAAAUUUUAAAAAUCAAGUUUAUUAAUAAGUGACUUCUAAUAACGUUGUUGGCAAUUGGUUCUAUUUACUGGUUUCGACAAGCUGAUGUACCUCUGACUUGAAAAAUACGAUGGAUAUUCCAGUGCAAAUUGCGGUGAGGCUGAAGCCUCCAAGCUUGGCAGAUUCUACACAAUGUAUUUUCAGCAAUCCAGUUACUCAAAUAGUGAUAACUGAGAGCGGACAAACAUUUCACGUGAAUAGAGCCUUACCAGUAGACUGCACUCAGCCACAUUUGUUUAAUUCCUUUAUGAUACCACAAAUCAACUGUUUUCUUGAUGGCUGUGACACAUCUGUUGUUGUAUUUGGACAGCCUAAAACAGGAAAAACAUAUACUUUAUUUGGUCCAGGUUUUGAGUGCAUUCACAGUGAGUGUGAUCAAGGUAUUGUGCCAAGAUUUCUCACAGAAAUCUUUCAUAAACUGAACCAGAUGCCUGAAAGAGAGUUCAUACUUCAUAUCACAUGGAUGCAAGUUGUCAACAACAAUAUAUUUGAUGUACUUGGAGCUGGCUUGGUUCGGUGCUGUAAUGUAGAAGAAGCCUUCCAAUAUCUGCAGCUGGGAUGGAGGCAAAGAUGUAUGGGCAAUAACCAUACUGUAUUCACUGUGAGUAUGGAACAAAAAUGGGUCGGCACAAAUGGUGUUCUGAAUCACAGGAUGUCUACAGCUAGCUUUUGUGAUUUAGCUGCAUAUCCAGACCCUGGACUGUUUGCAUUAGAGGGCAUUAUCAAAGAACUUUUAUCAGGCAAUCCACCAAAACAAAUUAAUUAUGACCAAUGCAUAUUGACAGCAAUGCUUCGAGACUCUUUUGGUGGACGUGCAUUCACAUGGGUGAUAGGAUGCAUCAGUACAGAGCCUGAAGAUUACCAAGACACAUUAAAAAUUUUGAAUUUGUGUCUAUGCUGCCGGGGCAUCAAAAACUUUGUCACAGUCAACCUGUUUGCAGACAACAACACACCUGUCUAUACGGAAAAGGCUAUGCUUCAACCAACAGAUAAUAACUUCAACUUACAGUUUGCUACAGCUCAGUGGAUUAAACUGGUAUCAAAUGCUGAGGGUCUUUUUAACAAAAUUUUACAGUCAAAAUCUAUUACUGAAGCUGAUAUGAAUCAAGUUAGUGAGUGGUUGUUUUUAAAGGCAGAGUGUGAUGAAUGUUUGAACGGUGAUGUUGGAACAGACAACAAAGAUGGGGGCCCCAAGCAAGGCCUGCCACGAAUAGCUGAAGACACAGAACCAAGUGAACCCAGUGAGUCUGAUGUGGAAUCUGAUUCUGAAGAAGAUAGUCAUUCAGAUACAGUUUUCCAAGAUAAGCUGGAAAAAUUUAUGGAUUAUUUCAGAGAGAAAAAUGAUCAGCUAUUCACAGAGAGAUGUGAGGAGUACCUAAAUCACAUUGAUUCUGAUGAUGUCACACUGUCUGAAAUAAGUGGAUCUCAGUCUUUGCCUGUUAUGACUUCACAGUCAAACUCUGGCCGCAGGAGGACCAUUCAGCCAGGUGAAAGCCUCUCUGGGGCCGAGUUGGAACUUCUCAGAAAAGUAGCUGCCAAAGCAAUAUCCCCUGAAUCUCAGAAGAUCAUUAUGGAAUCUCAUAAAAAAGAUCUUGAUCCAGAACCUAAGCUUAUCGAAAGAGAGCUACUAAAAAUGAUUGAUUCUCCUAAAAUGGAUGAAAUAUGCAAAAAGUACAAAGUGACCAAGGAAAAGUAUACUCAAAAGCAAAUAUUGGCGAGAAAGCUUUCAAAAGAAAUAAGUAGCAGCCAAUCUCAGCUCAAAGAGCUUAUAAAUCUUUGCAUUGCUAAGGAAAGAUUGAUUCAUGACUUGACCAAAUCUGUAAGCCAUAAUACUCACAAUAAAUUAGAUAAGGUUGAAAAUAGUAUUGACCAUGAUGUUUUGAAAGAGAUUAGGAGACAUGAAACAAACUUAAAAACAUAUAAAAAACAGAUAGAACAGAUAAAAAGGCAGAUUCGUAAGGAUGAGAAACGUAAGAACACAUUAGAUGUGGAGCUAGUAAAGGAUAAGUUAAAACUUGACGAAUUGUCAGAAAGUUCUGUUGACUUUAAAGAUGUGAAAACAAAUACUCUGAAACAUUUCACAAAUAGGAUUACUCAUCUGGACAGUAUAUUGAAAGAAAAGACAAAUGAUUUGGAGAGUAUGGAGUUGUCGAAGGAGAAAGAAUUAAUGCUCAGGAAGGAAAUUAAGAAUCUGAGGAAAACAAGGGAAUGUUUACAUGAGCAGAGGUGUAGUCUUGGGCACAAGAGGAAAAUUUACAAAUCAUUGUCUGAUUCAGAGGAAAGGAAAUUGCUUGAAUGUGAAGAGGCUAUCGAGGCCAUAGACACGGCAAUAGAAUACAAAAACAACUUGAUCUGUGGGAAGUCACCAUCAGCAUCAUUGUCAGACUCACAAGACAACAGGGACUCCAGGACACGGGGGGAACAGAUGUUAAUGGCCCGACUCGACAAGUUGUCACAUGAUGAGAUGAAAACAUUGCUGUAUAAAUAUUUCCAAAAGGUGGUGGACCUGCGCAGCGCAUGCGCGGCGCUGGAGGCGGGCGCGGCGGCCGCCAGCGACGAGGCGGCGCUGUGGCGCGCGCGCGCCGCCGCCGUGUGGCGCCAUCGCGCGCGACACGCGCCCCACACCACCAGACACUUCCAAUCCGUGCAUAAGUACUUGGACACCGGCGGAGCGCUGGCACUGGGAGUCACCACGGACUCCGACACAGACGACGCGAUGCGACUCGUCGACCGCAUGAAGCUGCUGGCCCGCUGUCCACCGGCCCCUGUGAUACCUAGUCAAAAUUUACGGCAACUGAUGCCAGCAACAAAUUUACCUGUCGCUAAAGUCACCAAGGAGAGGAACAAACUGGUGAUCAUACAGCAAAAUAAGAAGCAGUGAUAUUUACUAUUUUUUUUAUUUUUACCGUUCAAUUUGAUGCUGAUAAUAAUAUUAUACUUAUUUCUCAAUCACAUUAUCAACUUAUUUAGUGGAGAUGUAUAUAUUUUGUAAAUAAAAAAAAUUGAAUAACUAUCACAUAUAUCACAAUGUUUCUGCUUAAAAAUAUAUAUAGUAUUUUCUAUGAUUGCAAUAUUGUAAAUUACUUAUUUUUUGCGACUCUAUAAGACUGUUCUUAUGUUUUUAAAUAUAGCAAUGUGUAAGUA